AUGGUAACUGGAACUUUGCCGUCUGGUAGGCGCAUUUCAGUUGUUGAUACACCAGGGAUAUUAAACACAGAAGGCAAAAAUGUUAGCAGUGAAAUACGCAAAGCUGUUGAUGCGUUGAAACCAGGUCCAAAUGCAUUUCUGAUUGUACUAAAACCUGGGAGAGCAACAGACGAGGAAAAGGGGGUUAUUCGUACUCUGAGGCAAAUUUUUCAAAAAGAGUCUUACUUUGACCAUACCAUAUUAAUUAUGACAAGAAAAGCCGAUAUCGAAGACGACAAUGAUGACCAUAUUCCAAUACAUCAAUACAUGAGGGAAGAUGUUUCAGAUGAUUUGAAAAAACUUUAUAAACAAUGUGGAAAAAGAAUAGUUGCAGUUGAAAAUUUGUCUAACUCUAGAGAUCAAUAUGCACAAGAAAUUUCAAAUGAAAUAGAAUCAUUGGGAGGUUAUUAUGAUCGUGAGUUUUAUGAAUUAGAAAAAGAAAACAGGAAAAAAAGAAAAGCUGAAAUAAAGCAAAACGAGGAAGAAAUUGAGAGGAUAAGGCAAAAGCAAACAUCUGGAUUAUGUGUUAUAAUAUGA
Mytilus californianus (California mussel) is the source of this 576-nucleotide messenger RNA. Its product is annotated as GTPase IMAP family member 6-like. Gene Ontology annotation, molecular function: GTP binding. Lineage: Eukaryota; Metazoa; Mollusca; Bivalvia; Mytilida; Mytilidae. The transcript has a single exon. Bases 1 to 576 code for a protein of 191 amino acids. The record is from RefSeq and is a predicted model, not a curated record.